AUGCCAUCGUUGUUGAAUGUGGUUCACCUCAAUAUUAGAUCUCUGGUUGCAAAUAUAGGGAUGCUGCGUAGCUACGUCGAUGAUAACGACAUCGAUUUUAUCUUGAAAAUUCAUACAGAAAAAUGCAUUCUAAAAUUAGAAAACGCUCUUCCAGCACCAAGCAAUCGAAAAAUCAACUCGAGCGGUGCUCCCAAGGCUAAGCGUGCCAGAACGUGUUCCGCUACAUAUCAACUGGUACAACUGGAAGAGGAGCUCUUCGGCAACAAGUAUCUGAGCCGACUAAGACGAAAUCAAAUGGCACAUGAUUUGAACCUCACCGAAUGUUAA
Acanthoscelides obtectus is the source of this 327-nucleotide messenger RNA. The record is from the annotation of a GenBank genome assembly. Lineage: Eukaryota; Metazoa; Arthropoda; Insecta; Coleoptera; Chrysomelidae.